Molecule: messenger RNA, 1296 nt
Organism: Ilex paraguariensis (yerba mate)
Lineage: Eukaryota; Viridiplantae; Streptophyta; Magnoliopsida; Aquifoliales; Aquifoliaceae
Source: the annotation of a GenBank genome assembly
AUGGCCUGUUCUUCUUCUUUCAUCGGUGUUUCCUCCAUAUACCAAACCCCAUCUCUCGAACUCUCCAAAAGACCCCUCACAACCCCUCCCUUAUCUCUUCCUUUUAGCUCCGAAAAGUCCCAUUUCAAUGGGUUGAAAACUUUUUCUACUCAUUUUCGUCCCAAACAGGUCGGUGGUGGUGCUAAUUCGUUUGUUGCUUCGGCGGUUGUGACCCCAAAUUCCUCGGUUUUGAGUGAAGAGGCGUUUAAGGGACUUGGUGGGUUUGGUAGGGAUUCUUUGAAUGUUAGUGAUAGUGAAUAUGAAUCUGAAGCUGAGGUGGUGGAGUCUGGAAGUGGUAGUCGGGAUGAAUUGGCUAUUUCGAAGCUGGGUUUACCUCAGAAGCUUGCAGAGACACUCGAGAGUCGAGGGAUUAAUAACCUGUUCCCUAUUCAAAGAGCUGUGUUAGUACCAGCUUUGGAAGGUCGAGAUAUAAUUGCUCGUGCAAAGACUGGGACAGGGAAGACACUAGCAUUUGGGAUUCCGAUACUUAAACGAAUUAGCGAAGAUGAUGAGGAAAGAGGUUCUCAGAGGCGGGGACGGCUUCCAAGGGUGUUGGUCCUUGCACCAACUAGGGAGCUAGCAAAGCAAGUAGAGAAGGAGAUGAAAGAGUCUGCACCAUAUUUGAACACCGUUUGUGUCUAUGGAGGAGUUUCUUAUAACACGCAGCAAAAUGCUCUUUCACGUGGAGUUGAUGUGGUAGUUGGAACCCCAGGGAGAAUAAUUGACCUCAUCAACAGCAACAGCCUCAAACUGGGGGAAGUCCAGUAUUUGGUUCUCGAUGAAGCUGAUCAAAUGCUUGCUGUUGGGUUUGAGGAGGAUGUGGAAGUGAUUCUACAAAAGCUUCCAUCAGAGAGGCAAAGCAUGCUUUUUUCAGCAACCAUGCCGGGAUGGGUAAAGAAGUUGGCUAGGAAAUAUUUGGACAAUCCUUUGACCAUUGAUUUGGUUGGUGACCAAGAAGAAAAGCUGGCAGAGGGGAUCAAGCUAUAUGCCAUAUCAACUACUACAACGUCAAAGCGGACCAUUCUUAGUGAUCUUGUAUCGGUCUAUGCAAAGGGUGGGAAGACCAUUGUUUUUACACAGACAAAACGAGAUGCAGAUGAAGUCUCAAUUGUAUUAACGAACAGCAUCACUUCUGAAGCUCUGCAUGGUGACAUAUCUCAACACCAGAGAGAGAGAACACUAAAUGGAUUUAGACAAGGAAAAUUUACUGUUCUUGUUGCCACUGAUGUCGCAGCUCGUGGGCUUGAUAUUCCCUAA